Molecule: messenger RNA, 872 nt
Organism: Tupaia belangeri chinensis (Chinese tree shrew)
Lineage: Eukaryota; Metazoa; Chordata; Mammalia; Scandentia; Tupaiidae
Gene: BTC
Product: betacellulin
Exons: 6
Coding region: 260-796 (178 amino acids)
Biological process (GO): positive regulation of mitotic nuclear division; positive regulation of cell population proliferation; epidermal growth factor receptor signaling pathway
Molecular function (GO): growth factor activity; epidermal growth factor receptor binding
Source: RefSeq, a predicted model, not a curated record
CGCGCCUCUGUGGUGGGGUGUGCGCAGAGGAGCCAGAUAAAUAGGAGGCUCCCUCCUCCUGGCGACACUGACGGAGCCGGCCGCCCGCCCGGGUGUUUCCCUGUCCUGUAGCCAGGGUGCCAGCCUGAGUAGUUUCGUUUCCUCCUGGCUCCUGGGAUAGUUUCCAGGCACCCUCUCGGGCGCCCGGGGCCCAGGAAGGAGGCGAAGAAGGAGGAGGGCGACACGUCCAGGGGCUGCCCGGCCCCGCACAGCGGGGUUGAUGGACUCGGCCGCCCCGGGCUGCGGCGCCAGCCCCCUGCCACUACUCCUGGCCCUUGCCUUGGGUCUCGUGAUCCUCCAUGGUGUGGUAGCAGAUGGGAAUACAACCAGAAAUCCUGAAACUAGUGGCCAUCUUUGUGGAGAUCCCGGAGAAAACUGCUCAGCUACCACCACACAACCAAAGCGGAAAGGCCACUUCUCUCGGUGCCCCAAGCAAUACAAGCAUUACUGCAUCAAAGGGAGAUGCCGUUUUGUGGUGGCCGAGCAGACGCCCUCCUGCAUCUGUGAUGAAGGCUACACCGGGGCAAGGUGUGAGAGAGUUGACUUGUUUUACCUAAGAGGAGACAGAGGGCAGAUUUUGGUGAUCUGUUUGAUAGCAGUUAUGGUCAUUUUUAUCAUCUUGGUCAUUGGUGUCUGCACAUGCUGUCAUCCUCUUCGAAAACAUCGUACAAAAAGGAAGAAGGAAGAAGAAAUGGAAUCUCUGGGUAAAGAUGUAACUCCUGUUAGCGAAGAUAUUCAAGAGACUAAUAUUACUUAAUGGCUGUGAAGCUAUCUCCAGGCUGGUGGCAGGCCUUGCUCAUUUGGAAAUGGACAGAACGUCUCAGGAAAACAGC